AAUUAUCUCUGAAUAAACAUAAAAAAUAUAAUAGUAAGGUUAUACACCACACGUUGUGACGUGUAAUAAAAUACUGACGUUGUUAAAAAAAUAGAUUUUCUAAUGAACUGACAGACAGUACGAGUGUUAGCUCAUUAUCGAAGUAAAUCAAGUUUAAAUUAGUUUUACUACGCAUUUACAUCGAAAUAAUUAAUUGUAUUUUAUUGCAAUUAAUAUUUCGAUCCAAAUCUAAAAACAGUUUUCGAUUUUCUUCAAAUGACAUUUGUGUUCUAUAUUUGAAUAUUUAAUAGGUCCAACCCACACUUCAAGAGUCAUUAUGUUGAUAAAUAUCGUAGCGCAAUCUAUCAUUGUGAUCUGUACUAAUGUUAAGGGAAAAAUCCAAGUGACAGAAAUACUGUUGAUUCAUGUUCGACGCAUAAUUUCGGAAACACCGUAUUAAUCACCACAUGAUCGUGCUUGUGUCAUAAAAAGUAAAAAAACAGAGUCUUCUGAAACUGGUUUGUGCCAAGAAGUAUCAAAAUUUGAAUACAAAUAUAUUACUUUAUUUAUAAUGAUUUGUUUUUGUGUGAUGUAACCUACUUAUAUAUUCGACGAGAAAGAACGUUGACAUGCAUCAUUAUUGGUUCGAAGUUCGCGUGCCUUUCUUAUCUAUGAUUCACAUUCCUUUCAGCGGUACUUCCUUGUUUCUUUGUCAGUAUCAGCGUAAUGUUUGAAUUGUGUAAACGUAGUAAUAUCUACUACGUGUCAUUACCACGGUUAAUGAUCGCAUCGAGUUACCUUGUAAAAUUUAGGUAACUCCUUUUCAUUAUCAGUGCGAAAAUGCUUGAAAGGAGAAGCAACAGUAACGCAACUACAGUUCUUGUUGGACAUCAAAUAGAAAAAGAUGAAUUCGUUUUUGAAAACAGUCAAUUCUAUGACGAACAAAAGAAAUAUAUUAGUCAAAGAUUCGUUGCAAAAGCAGUUAAACACCAGUGUGAUGGAAAUGCAAGCUGCACCAGGAGUGGAAGAAAAUGGUGUAGUUACCAAUUGCGACGAGAGUAUGACCCUAUGCUCUGUGUUGGAGGCUGUUUUCCUACAUGGUUUAAAAGAUAGCCUUUUGAAUCGAGUAACAGAAGUUUUAAGUGGUCCAGAUUUUGAUGCUGUACCACAACCAAGUUUUUGGGGCCCACUGUUAGUAUUUUCUCAUCGACAGAUCAUAGACCAGAUUCAAUCAUUGAGUCAACUUACCACCGAAGUUGGAUAUUGCAGAGCUUGGAUACGGUUGGCAUUAAAUGAAGGUCUUUUAGCUAGCUACCUUUGUUCUAUAAGAAAGGAUAAUGGAGCUUUGAAGCCAUAUUAUAAUCGCUCUGCAUUUAUUAGAGAUACAGAUCUCGUAGAAGUUGCGCAGCGAUUAAUUGAAAAUUUGGAUUAUAUUCACUUUGAACUUGCAUGUAACAGUGGCCUUUUAAACUUCUGGUCAAAUACUCCUCUUUUGUUAGCGGGUAUAUGGUCACCACCAAUGAAAUCUUGUCCAGUAUUUAGUGCAGUAGAUAUUGCAAAAACAAUAACAACUGAAAUAACAGAUGGUGAAAAUGUAGAUGAGGUUGAAGUAGCUAGUUCGAUAGGUAGUUUAGGUUCCUUUAAUUCGUCGCAGUCUGCCCUUAAUAAUUUGGGUAAUAUAACAGAAGAUGAAGCUUUCAAAAUCAUAUUAGCUAACAAAAAAUCAAACAAUGUUGGUAUAGAAAAUUUGGCUAAUAGUUCAAGAAAUACUCCACCUUUGAAGGAGGAAGAAGAACAACAUACACAAAAAGAAAUAGAAAAAGAAGAAGAAGAGGAAGAAGAGGUAAAAGAAGAAAAAGAAGAAGAAGAGGAAAUAAGCAAUAAAAUUUCAAGCAACAGUAGUCCAAAGAAUAAUAUAGAAAUUAAUACAAUUACUAACAACGAAGAUUCACCAAUUGAAAAUAUUACGCAAAAUCAUAAUAGCUUACAUGAUGUUGCUGCAACUACAGUAGGAAAUUCAUUAAUUGGAAGAUUAGGAUGGUCUACGUCGUAUGAAGAUUGUGAAUCUUCUUUAACUUCGUCUAUAAUAUCUCAUGAAUCUAAAACAGAUGCACCCCUGACACCAGUCGAAGGACCUACUUAUGAUGCAAUUAUCCAAAGUUAUCAUACAGCAGGAAAUACAUCUGUACCAAAUCUUGAAGAAUUUUUGAAGAAAUAUCCUAAAAGCCAGCCAACUGAAGAUGAAACUAAAGUUCAAUCAGAAAACAAGGUUACAAUAAAUUUUGAUGACCAAUUGGGAAAACUUCCUAGAGAAAAAGGUUUGGAUGUACAAAAUUAUAGCUGCUUUGAAUGUGGUCAAGCUGUUGGCAUGACUUUUUCAAAAGCACAUGUUUGUUCGUAUUCUGGUAGUUAUUAUUGUUCAAAAUGUAUGUCACAAAAUGAAUUUAUUAUUCCAUCACGAGUAAUCCAUAAUUGGGAUUUAAAAUCUUAUCCUGUGAGCAAAAAAGCUGCUACAUAUUUACACAAUUGUCCAAUACUGCUAGACCUUAAACUCUUAAAUCCACGAAUUUAUAUGGCUGUAGAUACUAUGGCUCAACUGCAAUCAUUAAGGAUUCAAUUAAAUUUAUUAAGAGCAUAUUUGUUCACUUGUCGUGAACCUAUAAUUGAAUCACUGCAAAAGAAGGUUACACCAAGAGACUACUUGUAUGAACAUGUUCAUCAGUAUUCUGUUUCUGACCUUCUUGACAUACCUAAUGGAACUCUUGCACAGCAAUUGCAAAAAGUAGUAGAAUUUGCAAGAAAUCAUGUUGUAAAUUGUUGGCUUUGUAGUCAAAAGGGUUUUAUAUGUGAAAUUUGCAAUAAUCCAAAAGUUAUUUACCCUUUUGAUAUGGCAUCUACAUACAGAUGCGGAGCAUGUAAUGCUGUGUUUCAUGCAGAAUGUUUAAAUGCUAAUAAACCCUGCCCAAAAUGUGAACGUAGACGCAAGAGAAUGGACCUUCCACUCCUAGAUGUGGGACGUACAGAAUUAUCAGUGGAUAUUGCACCAACAGUUUCAAAUGAUACAAAAGAAUAAAUACAAUAUUUAAUAAAAUACUUUUGCUUUAAAUUAUUUAAAUAUUUCCUUUUUGUAACACAUGUAUAUUUUUAUUCAAAUUUAUUUUUCUAACAUUUAUGAAUACAUUAUAUCUAUGUCAUAUAAAUAUUAUCUAAUGAUAUGAAUAUGUAAAUACUUGUUAUUUCUAGUUUAUAUGGUUAUCUGGUUAAUUCGUAUGUACUUAAUAACUAACAAAUUAAAUUUUGUAUUUGAUACUAAUUUUUAUAGGGAUAAGAUUUAAAAUGUGUAUAAGAAAUAUGUAUGUUUAUGUAAUAUACAUUUUAUUAAAAUUUUAUGUACAAAAAGUAGUAAAAUAUAUUUAUCAAAUUAUUUUAUAUGUAUUCUAUUUAAUACUGCUGUUAUAUUCAUGUAAUGUAACUCACUAUACUUUAUAGUCCAUUGACACGCAGUUUACAUGUAUAUGUAUAUCCUAACAUUUAAAAUGUAAAUAAUCAGAUUUGUAUAUACUGGUCCACAGUUUCAAAAUGUUAAUGCUAUUGUUAUUGAAGUUUGAGCAGCAUAAUGAAUAAAAUACAUCUGUAUUAUAAUUGUUACUAAUAUACUCAAUAUAUAUAAAAUUCUAUAUCCAAUGAAACUUUAUCAUUGUAUUAUUGAAAAAAAUAUGAAACAUCAAGUACCUCAUAGACUAGAAAUAAUCCAUAUUUCUAUAAGAAGAGUAUAAUAAAAAUGUAUAUAAUUCAUUCGUGUAAGUAAAAUAUAAAACAAAAAAUGUAGAGA
This is a messenger RNA of Megachile rotundata (alfalfa leafcutting bee), 3811 nucleotides long. It is a transcript of the gene Plekhm1, whose product is annotated as Pleckstrin homology and RUN domain containing M1. The record is from RefSeq and is a predicted model, not a curated record. Lineage: Eukaryota; Metazoa; Arthropoda; Insecta; Hymenoptera; Megachilidae.